CAUUCUAUUUGUAUAUUUAUAUACAAAGUCAACUUAUUGCCCCCAACAAUCUGGGUCCUCAUUUUACCUACCUUAUAAAGGAUGGAAGGCUGAGUCAAUUUUGGGCCUGGUGGGACUAGAACCUGCAGUAAUUGCAGGCAGCUGCUGUUAAUAACAGACUGCAUUAGCAGUCUGAGCCACAGAGGCCCUUUAUACAUAUUAUACAUAUUUAUAUUAUAUUAUAUGUAUAUAUUUAUACAUAUUAGUCCAUGUGGAUUCUUUCAAGAUGAUAAUGAGAUAUUCUUUGAAAAGUAUUUUCAGGACCAAUGUAACUCUAAUUCCUGGAAACUAAUGUGAAAAUGUGUUCCUAUUCAUAUGUUUUGAAUUAUGCCAGAUUUUAUAAUCAUUUGUACUGGGAAAAGAUGUGACUAGGAUAUUGCCCAAUGUUGAUCCUACCAUUUCACAAGCCCAGUUUUAGCCACAUUUGACUAGAGUAGCUAUCCUGGUAUGGUAGUUAUAUCAUGAAUUAGUGCACUCUUAAAAUAAUCUGCAACAUUUUAUAAGUAAAAGCUGUUAUGUAUAAACUAUAUCAUUAUUUUAUUUAAAGCAGCACAUACUUUAAAUAAAAUGGUUUUUUUUUUAGUUUAUGUUCAUGUAAUUUGCAGCACUCUGAUGCAAAUACGUUUUGAUCAAAGAUUUAAGCACCCUUCUUUAUAGGGAUUCUGAUAAUACAUGUUUAUUAAAAUAUCUGCAUAAUUUAUUUCAAGCAUAGCCAGUUUCAGAAGAGCCAGUAAUUCUCUGAGAGUUGAAUGUGGAUUUCUUCCCAAAUCAUUCUCAAUACUGAAUUGGGCAGUUAUUAUGAACUGAAGUAGGAAGAUGAAUGAUAAAUUAAUUUAUUCCAUUUAGAUGUUGCACGAUUCCAGAUAACUUCGGGCAUCUUACAUUACAAGAACAAUAAAAUACAGUGUGAGUAAUAAAGUACUACAAAGGACAAGAAAUGUGUUCCAAAUAUGCUGGGUGUGCCAAAAUAAAAGUGGCUUAUAGUGUUUUUUUUUUCAAUCAGUGGUAUGGUUAUGAUAAAUGAUAUAUGGUAUGACCUUUCAGCCAGCAAGACAAGGAACUGUGGUAGAUCUCCAAGACAUCAAGCUCUGCUAAGUAAUUUAUUACCAUAUAAUAUUAAAUUAAUGAAACAUUAUGAAAAGGGUCCCAGUGAGCUGCAUAUCAAAUAUAAGCCCAGUUGAUAAUGAAAUCAAGGUUCACAUUUCUGUGCCUCUUUCUCCCAUGCGUCCAAGGUAAUGAGCUAGAAGCCACUUCCUUUUGAUUAGGAGGGACAGUUUCUAUCUGGCCUAAUUCUGUUUAAUGGACUGAUCCAGUGGUGUGUUGCCCCUGAUUCGGUCCGGUUCUUGCGAACCAGUAGUAAAACUGGAGGCGGGGUGUGCCCACCCACCCGGAUGUCGCCAUAAACCAUCUGCGCAUGUGCAGAAGCUCGGUGCAUGCGCGCAAUCCCAUUGCAAACCGGUAGUGAAGGUAAGUAGAACCCACUCCUGGACUGAUCUCUUAUCAGUCUCUUUGCUUUUAAUCAUGUGAGACUCUGCUCUCACAAAUGAUCUACAGCAUAACUGAUAAAUUGAUAUACUGAAGUAAUUUAAGUAAUCAGACAUAUACAGCCUCUGUGUUUAAAUACACUACAUGUAUUGUAUAGCACACAUUCUGUACAUGUUGUUGACUAACAAAUCAGUGUUGCUGAAUUUGCUUCCAUGAUAAUUGAUCAGGCUGGUCCCCCAAAGGAAGUUUUGGCCCAUCUUUAUCAGAUGCUGGCAGGUAGUUCUUGACUUUCAACCAUUCAUUUAGCGACUGUUUGAAGUUACAGUGGUGAUGAAAAAAGUGACACGCAACCAGUUCUUGCACAUACAACCAUUACAACAUUCCCAUGUGAUCAGAAUUCAGGCGCUUGUCAGCCACUAUGUAUUUGCAAUUCUGAGUCAUGUGAUUGCCAUUUGCAACCUUCCCAGAUUUGCUAACUGAGUCAAUUGGGGAAGCCAAAUUCAGUUCACAACUGUGGUGAUUCAUUUAACAACCCUGACAAAAAAAUAUUGUAAAAUCAGGCACGACUCAAUAACUGUCUUGCUUAGCAAUGAAAAUUCUAAAUUGUGGUCGUAAGUCAAGGACUACCUGUAUGGUGAAUACAGGACUUCCCCUACCCAUGACUCUGCUUCUAAUUAUAUAAUCAGAAUAAGAAUUCUUGCUUUUAAUAUUGAUUUUUUUCAAAUAUAGGGGUAUAAAAGCAUGUGAAGAAGUCAUAUAUGAUCGUUUUAAUUUUUAUAAAUAUUUUUAAAAGAAACGAGCAAGUAAGCAAAAGGAGAAAAAGAAAAAAAUCAGAGAAAUAUGUUGAUGGUGGCAAUUUGAAGCUGAUCCGAGGGGUGGAUAUAAGAGGACAGGGUGCGGCCUAUGCCUGUGAAGGAUGCUGAAGAAAAGUAGCCUGAUUGUCUGGGGCCUGGUGCUUUUUGUGGCCUGGAACGCCCUGAUCCUUUUCUUCCUGUGGACUCGGCCACAGUCUUUAUCGGACCAUAGCCACUUAACUGAAGAGGUGAUCCGACUGGCCCAGGAUGCCGAGGUAGAAUUAGAGCGCCAAAAGGAGCUUCUACAUCAGAUCUACCGCUAUAGUUCACUCUGGAACAAACGGAAGGCCAAAAACCUCCACCUGUCAGGUGCAGUGUCGGUCCAGCCUUCCACAGCUGCGCCCUUGCCCCAUCGCAAUCAGAUAUCACCUGAUGCCAUUUUGCCUGUGGUGGUGAUUGCCUGUGACCGCAGCACAGUCCGCCGUUGUCUAGAUAAACUAUUGCAUUACCGUCCCUCAAAGGAGCGAUUCCCCAUCAUUGUAAGCCAGGACUGUGGACAUGAGGAAACCGCUAGAGUCAUUGCCUCCUAUGGAGAGUCUAUCAUGCACAUCAAGCAGCCCAAUUUAAGUGACAUCCCUGUGCCUACCGACCAUCGCAAGUUUCAGGGAUACUACAAAAUUGCUCGACACUAUCGCUGGGCCUUGAGCCAAGUUUUCCGGACUUUCAAAUACCAAGCAGCCAUUGUGGUGGAAGACGACUUGGAAGUCGCUCCCGAUUUCUUUGAAUAUUUUCAAGCGAGUUUCCCACUUUUACUGGCUGACCCAACCCUUUGGUGUAUCUCUGCCUGGAACGAUAACGGCAAGGAACAGAUGGUAGACGUUGCUCAUCCCGAACUUCUCUAUCGUACUGAUUUUUUCCCUGGUCUGGGCUGGCUUCUGCUCUCUGACUUGUGGGACGAGCUGGAGCCCAAGUGGCCCAAGGCAUUCUGGGACGACUGGAUGCGACAGCCUGAGCAGCGGCAGGGCCGUUCAUGCAUCAGGCCUGAAGUGUCACGCACAAUGACCUUUGGCCGUAAAGGCGUGAGCCACGGUCAGUUCUUUGACCAAUAUCUGAAGUUCAUCAAGCUCAAUGACCGUUUUGUGCCUUUCACCCAGAUGGACCUUUCUUACCUCAAGAAGAAUAACUAUGAACACUCAUUCUUGGCCCAGGUCUACGAUGCCCCUCAACUGCGUGUCGAAGAAUUACAGGGGAACCAGCGCCGGGAGUUAGGUACUGUCCGAGUGCAGUACACCACUCGUGACUCUUUCAAGGCCUUUGCAAAAGCCUUGGGUGUGAUGGAUGACCUCAAAUCAGGAGUGCCCCGUGCUGGGUAUCAGGGCAUUGUUAGCUUCCUUUACCGAGGCCGCCGUGUUUACCUAGCUCCUCCUCCUGACUGGACAGGCUAUGACCCCAGCUGGAGUUAGCAGCUGACGAUUCUUGAGCAUGUUGGACCCCAUCGGGGAAAAGGGUGCUUGGGUGGAGGGUGGGGGUGGGGCAAAACUCUGUAUUUUCUUCUCCUGUGUGGCAUUCAAGGUGCAUUCCAAGAAUGAGGAUUGUUUUGUGCACUUAAUUUGGGGGACGAGUUAAUGGCAGGACGGAUGGGUUACCAGGGGGUGUGGGGGAGGCGGGGGCAUUCCAAAGCCCUAACAUCAUAGAUGAGAAGGAGCGUUCUGGGUUCUCUGUUCUCUCCCCAGUGCCUGCCUGCCUUCUUGACAUUGCUGCCUGUCCACUGAUUAGACCCUUGGUGGCUUGUCCAAAUUGGUGCAUUUUGAGGUCAAAAAGUGAAUGCUAAACCAAAGCAGUGACCCACUGAAGUUUUCCCAGUUUCGUUGAGAUACAGCAGGCCAGAGCUAACUUGUGAUCUCAUGAGGCAGAUGUAACUCCUCAAUCAAAUAGCAUGUUUGGCCACAGACUUCAUACAUAUCUUUUAAAAUCCUAGCCAAGCAAAAUGGGGAGGCUUGUUAAGUUGCCAAGAAACUAGGAUUCAAAACCGGCACACUGCGUUCAACUUGAUAGGUCACAGGUUAAAGUGUACGGAGAACAUAAACAAGUUUUUUUUUCUCAGCUCUUGGUUGCUGCUUCACGUCUCACCUGGGCACCUGUAAGAUUUGGAAAGCAGGAAGCUCUUUUGGAUGAUCAUUGAGCCCUCAAAAGGACCAUCUUUAUUGACCAUAUUGGCCAUUUUUAUGUUGAUCUCUUAGAUAUCCUAAUCCUUUAACCCUAUUGAAUGGGACAGUGGAGAGACAACGUGCACAACGACAAACUUAAUAUGAUUGUCACUCAGAUGCGAUGGAAAGGAAGGUCAGAGCCUCUUUUAUUGCUUUUAUGUGGGCACUAGGAUAGAGUAGUCAGAGAGCAUGAACAUGUGCUACCCUUUUUAUAGCGCCAUGCUAGGACUUGUUAACUUUAACUUAAAGUUUGGAUGGAGGUGGGCAUUUUCUUCUCAUCCUCUUACCUGGUAUUGAGAUACAUGAAGGUCUUGACUUUGCAGCCUUCCAGCCAGUGCCUGCUGUCAAAUAGUCCUUUCUCUGAGCCACAAUGGAAAAUGAUGGGCUGCAAGUGGGCCAUUAAAUUUGAAAAUGGCGCCAGGGGAGGAAGGCCCAAGGCUAGCUCUUUAUGACGCAUGAGGGAGCAGUCGGACCUUUCAGCCUCCCCUUGUAAUCUGAAAUGAUGAAGGCUUCCGGUAUAUCUAUUUAUGGUAAGCUGACCGAUGGCUUGAUGUCAGUGCCAUGUUCUCUUCCCAGGUUUAUGAGGAGAACUUGCCCAAGGCUGCCUUAAUUUCCCUGGUGUAGGAACUCCAUCCAGAUCUACGGCAGAGUGUGCUGGUGGCUCUGUUGCAUUUUUUUUAAUUGCUGUUUUUUUUUCUUCUGAAUGGCCAUAUUGGAAUUGGUCACUGCUGCAUAUUUAGAACACUGUGGGCAGUAAAGUAGAAUGGAGGGAGGAGACUCCUUGAGGCAUCGGAGCAUCUCAUGAGAGGACUUCUCCGAACAAGGAGUCCAGCCUUAUUCAGUGGGGCAGAGUCCAAUCUUCCCCAUUCUUGCCUUUGGGAGUUGCCACUGAGCUGCUCCAGAUGCUCCACUUUAUGAGGCAGGCAUGAAGAAGCGACUUCAGACCUCCUUUGGCCAAAAUUUAGACCACACCAAAGGGCAUUGCGUUGUUUGAAUUGCCUCAUAUUGCUUUCUCUCUCUCUUUUCAAAUAACAUGCAUAAGGCCACCUCCUUGAUGAAUGGAGGAAGGAAGAUUGUGUUUUUGGCAUUCCACUUCAGCAAGGGGAGGUUUUCCCUUUAUAUAUCUGCUCCUUUGGUUGGUGCAAGUGGGCAGGUAGGAGAUGGUGCCUUGGGGAGACUGCUUUGAAUGGUUUUGAUGCAUCUGCUUACGUCCUGAGAUUUUUCUUUUAAAAAAAAAAAGAAAGAAACGAAUGCUGCAGAGGAAGAGGCUCUCUAAAAAUAAUUUUAAAAAAAAGACCGACUGUGAUCUGCAUCUGGAAUGUUGAUAAUUUGGACAUGUCCAUAGGUUGAUUUCACUUUAAUUCUCUGCAAGAGACUACCGUUUAACGAUUUUCUAGGUCAGGCUUCCGUUUGAAAAGAAAUGUGUAAAGUAGGGCAGGAAUGUGUAUAGAACAUGAGUGGAAAUGUCUCGAUGGAGAGCAAAGAUCUUUCAGCAUGAUAUUACUCACUUUUAACAGUGUCCUGAAUAGACACAUACGGAAACGAUCACUCGAGUCAUCUGUUGACAAUGUGGUCCCCAUCAGAACCGUUGUACUCUACCUUAUCUGGAUGUAGAGGGCGUGUGAGGAGGAGAGAGAGGGUUGUAAUGGAAAAUCGGAUUUUUAUUUUUUAUUUUUUCGGGCAGGUUAUUUAAUCCUUACUUUCAAGAUUUGCUGGAUCCUGGGUGAAGAAUUGCCAUUUUUAAAACUAGAAACAGCAAGAGAGCUGUUCUUACUUUUAGUAUUAUGUUCUGGGACUCAGCCUCGAUGUCUCAGUUUGCUAAGUUAUAUUGCCAUCUCCUUUCAGUAGAAGGCAGCUACUGAACUUACAGAGGAAGGGAGGGGAAAAUAGAAAUUUCUUUUUCGGGUUCCCUCCUCCUUUCAUUUCUGUCCUCUGGUGCUCAGUCAGCCAAUCAAUCAGUCAAUCAGGGAAAUGAAAAUAGGAGGAUAGAGAUACUACAUCAUGGUUUGUUUGUUUUUUCUCUGAAUCUUCAGUUCUGUGUAACUUAAUCCACACCAUCUGUAGGCCAAACUCUCUCCUUUGGCCUACUGUCCGUAUUCGUGUUUUGUCCUGGGUCACAGUGAAAUGAUCAUAUUUUCCAUUCCAGUUUGUGAUUUUGGUGAAACAAUUGGAAGAUGCUCAGCGGAGACCCCAGCAGAAAGGAAAACCCACCAGCAGCUACCAUUUUUUUUCCCUUUCUGUCCUGAGCUGCCUCCUCCUGUUCCCGAAAAUAUCUCUGCUGAAAAAUAAGUGUCACCACAUCUGGAUGUUUGAAUCAAGGUUGUUUGAUGGAGAGAUGCUAAUUUUAUGUUGACAAUUAAUUGGUGAGAAGAGCUUAAAGAAGCAAAAAAACAAACGUUAUUUUCCACAAUGAAAUAAAAACCGUUCCUUUUCA
Ahaetulla prasina is the source of this 6959-nucleotide messenger RNA. It is a transcript of the gene MGAT1, whose product is annotated as alpha-1,3-mannosyl-glycoprotein 2-beta-N-acetylglucosaminyltransferase. Bases 2441 to 3781 code for a protein of 446 amino acids. Gene Ontology annotation, molecular function: alpha-1,3-mannosylglycoprotein 2-beta-N-acetylglucosaminyltransferase activity. Gene Ontology annotation, biological process: protein N-linked glycosylation. NCBI's taxonomy places the organism in Eukaryota, Metazoa, Chordata, Lepidosauria, Squamata, Colubridae. The transcript has 2 exons. The record is from RefSeq and is a predicted model, not a curated record. Gene Ontology annotation, cellular component: Golgi apparatus.